Molecule: messenger RNA, 213 nt
Organism: Auxenochlorella protothecoides
Lineage: Eukaryota; Viridiplantae; Chlorophyta; Trebouxiophyceae; Chlorellales; Chlorellaceae
Exons: 2
Coding region: 1-213 (70 amino acids)
Source: RefSeq, a predicted model, not a curated record
AUGCUCAAGUACUUCAGGGAGAAGCAGGCAGCCAAGAUCCAGUCCAGCGGAAGUAUUUUUGGCUGGAACAAAAAGAAUGAGAUCCUGAAUGGGCGCUGGGUCAUGAUGGGCAUUGCUAUCGGCUUGCUCACAGAAUAUGCCACGGGCGUGAGUCUAGUGGACCAGAUCAAGCUGAUGAUCUCGUACCUGGGCCUGGCCGACAUCUAUGACUGA